AUGCGGCAAUCCCCCACAUCUCUCUACGUAGACUCGAUGCACAGCAACACACUCACAGAUCACCCCCUCACGCAUCGCAGCAGCCGCGACGAGCUUGCGUACCGAAAGCGGAAGCUGACGGAGCGUGGGCAGUAUGAGCAGGCCGCAAAGGCGGAGGAGGAGGCGACCCAACGCGACCGCGAAGGCAAGGGUGGCGCAGAAACGAAGGAGUACUACUGGGCAAUACUCUGCGCUGUACUGGGCUACUUGGCCGCUCACGCUCUUGUGUUCAACUACUAUUACCCAGAUGACCUUCGGCCCAACUACUCACCUGACCGCGGCUACUUUGACGACGUGGCGGCACGGAGGGAGGAGCUGGAGGCGGUAGACGAGAUAGUGGGCUUGUCGGUGCUGGAGAGCGUGUAUAGCAAGCGCAAGGCUUCCGUGAAGCGCCGGCUUGAGGGCCGCUAA
Messenger RNA from Leishmania mexicana MHOM/GT/2001/U1103, 450 nucleotides. RefSeq lists its product as hypothetical. NCBI's taxonomy places the organism in Eukaryota, Euglenozoa, Kinetoplastea, Trypanosomatida, Trypanosomatidae. The record is from RefSeq and is a predicted model, not a curated record. The transcript has a single exon. Bases 1 to 450 code for a protein of 149 amino acids.